AGUGGCUUGCAUCGAAGAUGGGCUGGUCGAGAUCUCGUUCGCGAGAUGGCGUCCACGCACAGACUCCCUGAUGCGAUGAAGUCUCAAUUGGAAGAACAACAGUCAAAGUCAGAAGGUGUCGGUAGUGACGUACGAGCCCAGGCCAUUGCGGCGAAGCUACAAACAGUCAAUCCAGCUUUGUUGGUCAACAGCCCCCACCCAUUUCACGCAGACUCAUAUUGGGACCCAGCCCUCGACCAAUUAUCAUACAACUGGUCGUGCAGUUUCAGCAGACAUUUGCAGGACUCGACUUCAAUUUCAGAUGAUGCAUCUUCCUCGGCAGAACCGGAAACUUCACGCAAUGUCUAUCGAUCCACCAUACCAGGUCUGGAUGCACUGCUAUCGUAUUUUGACACAGCGACCAACCCGAGGCCCCUACACCUUUCGAAACACUGUGUCCCGAUCAGUUAUGUAGGCGAAGAAGAGCCUCUGGUCCGAAUCGACUGGGCAUUACCAUACCUAUCGGCAAUCCUACUACCGCUGCCGAACGAGUCGUUGGCUGUACAGCUUCCACGUAUUGAGCUUCGAUACAACUUCACCGAGCCGACGCAACCAGGCAGACCAAGAGACCUGUUCCUCACUGGUCUCAAAGCCGACAUCGAUCACCAAAAUCUGAUUGUACCACUUCCAGACCAUGCUGUAGACUUGAAUUUCUCGAGAAGUGUUUCGCUGGUCGCUCGGGCCCAUCUUGCGAAAUACGACAAGCACAUACUCUACUUCACGCAACAGAUUCAGAGAUCCAUCUUCACCGGCGAUGGUGUGCUCACUGCGCCAACCGAACUCACAUUACGCCUACCACGCUGGCUAGUUCAUCCUGAUGCAGACCGUUCGAGCGGCGCGGAAAAGGAAGAUAUUUCAGUUACAUACCUUUUCGAGCGAUUCAAACAAACACAAAGAGUGGACUUUGCUAUCAGCGAGGCUGCACGUACUGCUCACGGAGUCGAUUCUGAAGUACAAGAUAUGGCUAUGCAGCUGCCUUCUAGCCUUCGCCUGAAGUAUAGCGAAGCUGAUGGUGGCGCGAUUCACGGGAAUUCUUCAACACUCACUUUAUUACACAAGACGAAGAGGUCUGCUCCAAAGUCUGCAGAGACUUCGCAGCCAGUCGAUGCUUUGACAGGUGUGCUUGAAAACGAGGCGAGUCAAGAGAGCACGUCGCAGGAACAGGACCCUACGCAGCAGCUUGCUGAAUCGGCGUUGCGCAUCGCACAUUUGCUGACCCGUAUCAACGCUGGAACGCUGUCAGCUUUCAGGAAGGAGACGGAAGACAGCUAAUCGUAUCGUGACUGCAUCAAGCAUCAAUAGGGAGACCAUAGCCCCAGCUCCAAUCGAGAUAUGUAUUACUAUACCUGUACUGUCCACCAGGGUUUCUAC
Pseudocercospora fijiensis CIRAD86 is the source of this 1410-nucleotide messenger RNA. RefSeq lists its product as uncharacterized. Lineage: Eukaryota; Fungi; Ascomycota; Dothideomycetes; Mycosphaerellales; Mycosphaerellaceae. The transcript has a single exon. The coding region runs from base 46 to 1311 and encodes 421 amino acids. The record is from RefSeq and is a predicted model, not a curated record.